This is a messenger RNA of Hypoxylon fragiforme, 2244 nucleotides long. RefSeq names its product FolC bifunctional protein. The transcript has a single exon. Gene Ontology annotation, molecular function: ATP binding; tetrahydrofolylpolyglutamate synthase activity. Lineage: Eukaryota; Fungi; Ascomycota; Sordariomycetes; Xylariales; Hypoxylaceae. Bases 288 to 2027 code for a protein of 579 amino acids. The record is from RefSeq and is a predicted model, not a curated record. Gene Ontology annotation, biological process: tetrahydrofolylpolyglutamate biosynthetic process. Gene Ontology annotation, cellular component: mitochondrion; cytosol; cytoplasm.
GAGCUACACUCGACAUGUCUGCCGGGUGUCACUAGGUACUAUACGCACUAUUCGACAGCUGGCGAACCCAUAUUACGUAUUAUCCCUAGUACUGCUACUGAGUAUUCACCUAACAUGAAAUUCUCUCAGAAUAAAGUGACUUAUACUAACAAUGUAAGAAUAAGAAGAUACUAGACUAUAUAUUAUGAUAUCCAUUUAUGGUACAAUACAGUACCUAAUUAAUACGCCGUAGAACUCAAGUUCCCUUUUUUGGCGUGUACCUAUGGGAAUCGGGUUCAUGUUCAUUCAUGGCAGCUUACUUGACGACCAUCCGAGCUUCACAUAUAACCCGGCCUCUUAAACUUACACGCCCAUUCUUACAUCGUCCACACGUCAAAACCAAGUCAGUCAUUCCACGGCACUCAUCCACCAUGGCCCGGACAUACGAGUCCGCGCUCGCACACCUAGAUUUAAUCCAAUCUAACCAAGCCAUCACCUCUCUCUUCUCCCCUCGCCCCUCCACCACUACUAAACUCACCCCCCAAGAGCUCAACGCCCAAGCCAUCCCAGAAAUGCUCAGCUGGCUACACCGCGCCAACCUAAACCAAGCCACCCUCUCCCAAUGUCUCCGCUGUAUUCACGUUUCGGGAACUAAAGGGAAAGGCUCCGUAUGCGCAUACCUAACCUCUAUCCUCACCCACCCCACCGCGGCCCCCAUUGCCGGUCGCGUGGGGACAUACACCUCGCCGCACUUACUAUCCGUGCGUGAGCGCAUUCAGAUCGAUGGCGCACCGCUGUCGCCUACACAAUUCACAACAUACUUCUUCGAGGUAUGGGAUGCGUUUACAGCAGCAGCUUUGCGGUCCGCUGCGGCCAUCAUCACGUCACCAGAGGGGGGAGAAUUAACAGUGCAGGAGAGGGAGAGGCAGAAAUUGGAAGCUGAGGGUCCGGCGAGCAAACCGUUUUACUUCCGCUUCCUGACCAUCCUUGCGCUGCAUGCGUUCCUGCGCGCGGGCGUACGAUCCGCCGUCGUCGAAUGCGGCAUCGGUGGCGAGUUUGACUCCACUAACGUGCUGCCAGCCGAAGCCGUUACUGCGUCCGUUAUCACGCAGCUGGGGAUCGACCAUGUUGGGAUGCUAGGGGCCACCCUGCCCGAGAUUGCGUGGCAUAAGGCUGGGGUAUGUAAAGAGGGUCGGAAGUGCUUUACACGUCGUCUUGAGGGGGGAAGUGAUGGGGAGGAGAAGGAAGAGGCUAUGCGUGUGUUGAGAACACGGGCGGCGGAGAAGGGAGCUAUGUUAGUGGAGGUGGAGGAUCGCGAGGUGCAGGCUUGGGGAGGAGUCGAGACAGAGGGAGGUCUCGAAGGUGGGUUUCAGAGGUAUAACCAAGCACUUGCGCUUAGGGCCGCGAGUGAGCAUUUAAGGAUGCUGAGUGGGGGUGUGGAUGAGCAAGAGGAGAGCAUUACGCUGACGGCCCUGGGGGAACGUUUCGCAGAUGACUUACGCGCGGCGAGACUACGGGGACGCUGCGAAACCAGGGUAGACGGCGAUAUUACAUGGCUCAUCGACGGCGCGCACACGGCGGAAAGCAUGCAGGAGGUAGCCAAGUGGUUUGCGGGUAAAUCCGAGCUUUUCAUCAACGACGAUGGCAACAAUAAUACGAAGGUGGUGUUGCUGUUCAACCAACAGGAGCGUGAUGUGGAAAAGUUGCUACGUACUUUACUUGCGGGUAUCGAGAAAACACGAGAGAAAGCGAUGGCUGCGACGAAGGAUUGUGUAUUCGACUCUGCUAUUUUCACACGCAACGAGCUACAUCCCAGGACUACAGAUCAGUCGGAACGGGACUUGGCGGUUCAGAAGAUGGCAGCGGACGCUAUGCGGGCCGUAUCUCCGCAAACGGAAAUUAGCAUCACGGAUAACGUCGGUGAAGCUGUUGAAAAGAUCAAAGGGAUGGCACGCGGUGGUGGUGUCAAAGUCGCUAUUCUGGCCACAGGGAGCUUGCAUCUUGUAGGUGCCGUGCUGAGGACGUUAGAGCCAGAGUCGCUUUACUGAUCUGACAAGCAAAACCUAGCUAGGCAUUUGAUGAUCUGGAUGAGGUAACGAAGAAGUAAUUUUGAUGGCGUUCAAGAUGGCUCGUAUUAAAAAAGGGGGGUAGGUAGGAAGCUUCUGCUUACAAGACUAUGCCUAAUCAUACCUACCUAAGGUUAGGUUGGUUUUCAGAGGGCUUUUCAACAAUAAGCCUAAAUUGAAAAUACAUUUUCGUGUUUUA